Molecule: messenger RNA, 5948 nt
Organism: Phymastichus coffea
Lineage: Eukaryota; Metazoa; Arthropoda; Insecta; Hymenoptera; Eulophidae
Exons: 11
Coding region: 426-3275 (949 amino acids)
Biological process (GO): mRNA 3'-end processing
Cellular component (GO): RNA polymerase II, holoenzyme
Molecular function (GO): RNA polymerase II complex binding
Source: RefSeq, a predicted model, not a curated record
GAGGGACCCGGGUUGGAAAAAUGGCGGAGACGUGUUUUUGCGACGGCAAUCAUUGUCGUUGAUGUAAAAUUAGGGCUAGUCAGUGAGUGGAGUGCAUUGAGUUUCGACAUUAAAAAACCUUUGUGUUGCUUGAAACACGACGAGUACAACCCUCCAACACACGCGUGUCACCACUUCUAAGUGUUUAAAUUUUACCUCUCAGCCCUUUCCUUUAAGAAAGAAGUAAUAGCAAAACCAGCAUAGACCACGCAUAGGCGAGUCUUGUUUUCUCGUUAUUCAAACUGCCCUUUUAUCUAUUGGCAGUGACCCUGACGGAUCCAUCCUAUUUAGAGAAAUUUUUCGCUAUACUCCGGCGAGAUGUGAACCAAAUAGAUAAACUGUUCUAGUCUUGAAAGACCAGGCAUAAAUAACAAUAAAUAUCAAUCAUGGUUUCCAAUGACUUUGAUGUGGAACAGUUUGAAAGAAGACUUCAAACUUUGAAAGAUUCUCAGGAAUCAAUACAAAGCCUUUCAUCAUGGUGUCUUGAAAGAAGACAGCAUCACAAAAAGAUAGUUGCUACUUGGCUACAAGUUCUCAAAAAAGUCAAAGUAGAACACAGAUUAACACUCUUUUAUUUAGCAAAUGAUGUUAUUCAAUAUUCUAAAAGAAAAAAUUUUGAAUUUGUGGAAUCAUGGGGGACAACAUUGCAACGAGCCACAACAAUGGUUAGAGAUGAAAAAGUGAAACACAGAGUUUUAAGGAUUUUUAAAAUUUGGGAUCAAAGACAAGUUUAUGAUGAAGAAUUUCUUGCUGAUUUAUCAGGGCUUAUUUCUGCUGCCCCCAAAAAAAAAGUGGAACCUCAACCAAUACAACAGUCUGAAGAAUUUCAAGCAGCUCUUCUUAUUUCUACUAUGAGAUCUUGUGCUACACUUGAACAAGCUACAGAUGCAAGAUUGAGAGAUUUGAAAGAUUGUAGUGUAGAUAUUGACAGUGUUGAAGAGUUACGCUCUUCCUUGAAAGAUCGUCGGCGAGUAGAGGAUGCUGAAAAAGAUGUUGAUCUUGCUGCAAGAAAUAUUGAAAAUUAUGUUCGAUCUUUGGAGGCAGAAAUACGAGAAAGAAAACAGGUUCUUGAUCUGCUUGAACAAGCUGAUCAAUUUUAUGAAACACAGAAAGGAGAGGUCAAAAUUGUUGUUAAUGCUUACAGAAAUUUUGGUAGUAGAGUAAAAAAUUUAAAGAAAAAGUUAGAUGAACUUUUGCCAAAAUUAGCAUCUCCUCUCCCAUCACCAGAUAUAAAUGCUCCGUCACCAAGUCCAGAUAGUGAUAUUGAACUACCAGGGGAAGAAAGUCAAAUAAAUCAGUCUACUUUAAUUAAUGUUGCUCCACCUUCAAUGUAUGGAACAUAUGGCUCAGAUUACAAUCCUGUAACUGCACCUAUCAAUAACACAACAUCUGAUUUUAGCAAUAACUUUUCAUCUUUUAUUGGUGAAAAUUUAGACUUUGACCCAAGAAAUAUAUUCAGUGAAAACUCAGUAUCUGGUACCAGUCAACAAUAUGAUAUUCUAGAGAACAAAUCAAGUGAAGUUAUUGAUAUACAUUCAUCAUUGGAUACAAAUAAUGAAGAACCCGUCUCAAGUUUUCUGAAGACUGUAUUACCAUCUUCAGAUUCAACAAAUUCUUGUGGUAUCCCUGGUCUUGGAAUGGAUGCAGCAGAUGCAAUGACAGAUAAUAUGCAGUGUAAUGAUUAUAGACCUUUGAGUAUGGGACCAAUUUCAAAUACCCCAAUAAUGGGAAGAAUGUUAGGCAUUCCCACUACACCAAUAGGGAAUCAUUCUCAAAUAAGUCAUAGUACACCCUUGCAUAGCAGAAAUUUGAAUGGAGAAUCGCAUACACCGUCACCUUAUUCUAGUGAAAACAGUCAAAAUAAUCCCGUAAUUUCUAUGAAUUCAUUUGACAGUACUACAGUGAAUCCGCUGCAACCUCCGCCUAUGCCCCCUAUUGAAUUUUUAGAAGAUAAUAAUUGCUACAAACUACCUCCUAAAUUUCCAACAUGGACUUUUGCCAAUGAAACACCUAAAGAACCAGUAGUAUUUCCAGUUGUAAAUGAUACAACUCCAGUUUGGCCACCAAGUGACAAAAUAAAAAAUCAAUGGAACGAAAGUAGCAAUGAACAGUGGGAUAUGAGUAACGAUCCAAAUUGGUCUGACAGUAUAAGAAUUAAAAAUGAAAUACUUUCCGAAACUCCCGAAUCACCUCCAAUGUAUGAAAAAACAAGUUAUAAUCAACCAGUCGAAUAUAAUGAUUCACAGUCUCAAGAGCCAAUUCUGAGUAGCGUUGGUGACGUUGAUCAUAGGGUGUUGGCUGUACCUAUCACAGCAGAUAAACAAUUGCCUCACCGUUUAAUGAAAGGCGCUGAUGUUGACCAUCGGAACCUUAUUAGUCUUACAGGUAGUCCAGCUAAUAAUAGCAACGAUGCAAUGACUGGAUCACUUUCGAAUGAUAAUUUAUGGACAAACACAGAUCAAGAUUAUAGGAGGCCAAAUAUUCCUGUUGGAGAUAACGUUGAAAGUGUAGAUAUGGAAAUGUCUGAUGAAGAAGGAGAAGGUAAAAAGGGUAAUCGAGUACUGGUAGACUUAAGAUCUCAGGAUCGAGAUAUGCGAGUGCCUAAUAUGCCUCCUGGGCCACCACCUGGACCGCCGCAACAUCAUCAUACAGCUGAUAUGGAUAUGCGGAUGAUGCCAGGCCCAGGUGGUCCUCCUGUUAAUCCAAUGGGUCUUCAACGAGGUGGAAAUGUUGGGCCAGAUUUACACGGAGUAGACACGAGACCGCCUCCGCCGCCACCUCCACCUCCUCCAGGGUUUCAUCCCGGACAGAUCAAUUUUCAGCAAAAUCAGUCUGAUUUUCGUCACAACAAAUCGAUGGAUUUUAGGCCUAAUCAACCAUUCCAUCCGAAUCAACAAGAAUUUAGACCCAACCAAAGCUUUCCACCACCUCAGCAAGAUUUCCCUCCCGGUCAACUAGAAUUUGAAUUUUUCGAUAGUCCACAUGGCAGAGGUGCACCUAUGCAGAGAGGUGGUGGCAAUGGGCGAGGUAUCGGAACAGGAGGACCAUUCCGCGGCGCUGGUGGUCCAAGGCCACCUUGGAUGGACCGAGGUGGCCCAGGUCCACGUCCUCCCAUGCUAAUGAGUGGCUUUCCACCGGGGUGUCCGCCGACGCGCGGUAUGAAACCUCGAGGUGGACCUUUUCGUGGUGGACCGGCUGGCUUUCGCGGCAGAGGUCGCGGAGGUAAUGCUUGGUAAAAACUGCUUCUUACCAAGCCAAGCCUCAUGAACUCAUAAUUAUUUGUGUGUUGCGCCACAGAAUAGAGUGGUCGGCGCAGUUAUUAAAUCUUGUAAAUAAUUUUGUCCACGACGUACAUUUAUACGACUGUGUAUUUUCUAUUUUCUUUAUCAUGUCUGCAACCAUGAACAUAAACUGAGUAAUGCUUUCCCAAUAAUUGAUACGGAAAUAUCUAAGGCUAAGCGUAACUUGGUUCCUUUGAUUCUAUGAUCAUUUAAUAAGUCAGCAUUCGUAAUCAGAAAGUUUUAAGUAGGUUUGCGUAGUAGCUUUUCAGUGUUCAACUUUUUUCUAUUUAUACUGACUCUGGGAAAAAUUACGUGCAUUUUUAUAAUGACGAGAUAUUUGUUUAUAUAGUUAAUAUUAACAUAAGAACAUUUAAAAUUACUGCUCGUAAAUCAAAUGAUUUUUAUACUUGAUCCAAAAAUAAUGUACAAAAUUAUGUACAAAUAUUAUUUUUCAAAAUUACUGAAAUUUUUUGUUUAGAAAAUAAGCGAUUUUUGCAUAUCAUCUAAUACACUUCUUUUACAUAACAUUCUAUGUACUAAAAAAACACUUGAUAGUUUUAAAGAUUUAUUGUUUAUUGUUUCAAGUAUAAAGAAUGUGACUUUUUGAAUAGUAAAGAAACAUGGAAAUAUGUUGUACAUCCUACUUCGGCAGAUAAUAUACUGUACAUAGAAACACCGUGACUUCAAAGCUCUUUGUAAACUUUGUUUAGGUUUUGAUUAGUAUGGCAAUUUUUACAACAUGUACUUGUACUAAUUUGAAUAAUAAUUUUAUAAGCCACAGCCAUCACAAUUACACAUUGUAUAAAGUAAAAGAUUGUAAAUUUCAGAUCUUCAUAUUAAAGAUAACGUUUAGUUUGGUUAUAAUUAUCAUCGAAAAGAACUUUAUUUUGUAGAUAAAUUACGUCACUAGUAAAGAAUUAUUGAAUUGAUUAUAUAUUAUUUACGCUUUGAACGAUGAACGUAAGUUCUUCCAUAUGAAGCAAGCAUUAAUACAAGUUUAUUAAAAGGUUUCGCUGUAUAAAUAAUUGCUGCAUUAUCAUAGUCAUUAGAAUUAAUUGAUCGCAAACGAAAGUUUUUGUUAUUCAUGUAAGUUUUGCUAAUGCCACAAUUUGAAAAAAAAAUGGAGAUCUUGAUAAAGUUUAGAUUAUCUUAUUCAUUCACGAUAAUGCAUUUUCUCUAGAAUAAUUAGAAAUGCAUAAAAAUGACUUAUGGCGGCCGCAAAAGAUCUUGAAAAGCUUGCAUAAUUCGUACGUUUUCUCGAAAAAAAUAUUUAGUAGAGGAAGUACAAUUAUUGUUUGCAUGCUUAUUGUACAUAUACCGGAUUAUUCCAUAAGGUUUGGAAUUUAUUAUAUGGAGCUUAUUUUCUGACAAUGAAGAAAAGAUAAACAUUAAUAACACUGCUUAUUCAAACAAUGUUAUGAACAAUAAAUUCUGUAUUUGUAGUGUAUUUAAAGAUACUUAUCAAGAAUUUUGUUUCAAAAGUUAUGAAAAAAGAACAAAUUAUUUGAGGUCUUAGUGAUAAACAUAAUUUUAACCUUUAUUGAACAACUUAGUAGUUUUCUCUGUAUAAAACGAAAGGAAUCCUUGUUGCUUUCAUUGAUCUUUUUUAAUAAAAUACAAACUCCUAAUGAAGGUCCUUUUCAGCAUCCAACACUAGUAUUUACCCCAUACACUUUUUUAAAUAAGUCGAUGCUUAAGCAUUUAAAUAUUUAUUCAAUUUUACAAUUCGCUUCACAUUAUAAAAUGUAUUAAAUCAUGAAGCAUAAUGUGUGGGGUAAAUAAUUAUUUCAUCGACUUUUAUAUGUUCAGUUUUCGAUUUUUGUGUUCUUUCGUUUUAUGAGUUGGUAAUUGACAAGUGAAUACGGCAUUUUCAGUAAAAUCUGUGAUACGCGAUUCAAGUUGAGUAAAAUGUCAAAUAAAACUUAGUACAAAUUAAAUUUACGACUCCAGAUUAAUUAUAGUAAAUUAACGCAUACAAUUUUUUUGCUGCGGGUUUUUUCUUAUUUUCAAAUUUGUAUUUAAUCUGUUAAAUAUUAUAUGAUAUACCUAGGGAAGUAAAGUAUUAGGAAGGUCGAAGCACACCUAAAUUAUCCCUCAAGUUAAAAGCGGAUUAAACGCGUGCCACGAAUUACAAAGUUACAUCCUGUAGUGCACAUUUUGCUCAUCCAAGGAGAAAAUGCAUCUUUUCCUUUUGAAUAGCGAAAGAAAAAUUGGCAUUUUCAGUCCGCUGCCAAGAAGAAAAUAUUUACGCUUGAAACUUCUGAGGCUAAAUUUACAUAUAAAUUAUUUGAUACCUUAACAAAAUGCAAUGUUUUUAUAAUUUGAAAAUGUUUACGGAAAUUGAAGUGUAAAAUCAAAAAUAACAAUUUAAAAAUUUUGAUCUCGGUAUUACACGUAAUAUUAACCCAAUAUAAGUAAAAUAAAUUGUAAUUUUCUGAUAUUUGACUUUAAAAUAAAAAUUUUCAAUAAUCUAUUAUUUGAUAAGUAAUACUUAAAACGAUGAAACUAUUUUAGAUUUGCAGUAAAAACAUUGCUAUUAAGUAUUAAUAUUACAAUUUAUUACAUUUAGUAAAAUAAUUCAUUCUACAUCAUUGGUUUCUAAAUAUAUUUAACGUGAAAAUAAAAUAA